AUGUCAAGACGGACAGAGGAACCUCUGGUGAGGCGCAGGCCUCCGCCCAAAAUGAGCCACGCAGAAGCCCUGCAGAGAAGAGCCCUGUGUCUGGUGCUGGUCCUGUUGCUGUUGUCCCUGCUCAUAGUGGCCACGGGAGUCUACAUCUCCACAGCCUCAGAGAGCCUCAGCACCUCCGGAUGCCCCUCUGGACUCAUUCUCAGAGCGGCCAUCUUUAUCUUCAGCCUUGGCAUCAUAGUGUCCUCCAUAAGUCUUGUGGUGGAUGGAUUCUUCAUUCUCCCCAGCAUUGAUGUCCGACCCAUCCGGGCUGGCAGGUGUCAGUUCUACUCAGGUGGACAUGGCUUCAUCUAUGAAAACCACUACACCACAGUCCCAUGCCAAGGUCUGAAGGAGUCUUGUUUUAUGAUGGUGCGCAGUGGGACCUGUUACUGCUGUGACUUGUAUGCCUGUGCAAAUGGUGGAUACCUUGACAAGCACUAUGAGUUUGUGGGCGUGCAGGGCUGCCAGGAGGUGUUGUUUGUGUACUGGCUUGUCUGGGUUAUCGCUGGGAUGAACUUGCUUGCCUUGGUCCUGGCGCUCCUCACCUCAGCCAUGCUUGGCAACAUCAAGGCACUGGAUGGCAGGCAUGAUGUGGACAAAACUUCAGAGGAGAUGCCACUGUGGGACACUGAAGUGGUUCAGAAUGCCACAGCGCCCCCUCUCCCUGCACAUGGGAAUGACAGCUCCUCUCAUCUACCAAUGGAGCAACUCAUAUAUCAACAGAAUGGCCACAUGCUUCAGCCACUUUACCCGGUCAGAUGCCACAUUUCACUGUGUUAA
Molecule: messenger RNA, 819 nt
Organism: Sardina pilchardus (European sardine)
Lineage: Eukaryota; Metazoa; Chordata; Actinopteri; Clupeiformes; Clupeidae
Product: transmembrane protein 255B-like
Exons: 7
Coding region: 1-819 (272 amino acids)
Source: RefSeq, a predicted model, not a curated record